Molecule: messenger RNA, 1425 nt
Organism: Colletotrichum gloeosporioides
Lineage: Eukaryota; Fungi; Ascomycota; Sordariomycetes; Glomerellales; Glomerellaceae
Product: putative transporter
Exons: 4
Coding region: 1-1425 (474 amino acids)
Biological process (GO): transmembrane transport
Molecular function (GO): transmembrane transporter activity
Source: RefSeq, a predicted model, not a curated record
AUGUCAUCACCGAUUCCGAAAAUCGAGUCUCAGGCAUCUGUGCAAGUCUACGAGAUGACCUCUCUUUACGCAAGCUCACAGCGCGAACUUCUUCCGACUCCACAAAAGCAUGGGCACCCGCGACAAUGGGGGAAGACACGAAAGAUGUAUGAUACUUGUCUUAUCAUCUUUCUGGAAUUCUUCACUACCAUGGUUAGCACCGCAGGAGCGCCGAUCUCUGAACAUCUCCACCGCGAAUCAGGUCUCAGCUCAGUUGCCGCAACUGCUUCACUAGUCUCAACAUAUCUUGUCGGUCAAGCAAUUGGAGGAGUUGUCACUCCCCCCUGGUCGGAAUCGUUUGGCCGCAAGAAGCUUUACGUCAUCAGCACGAUCCUCUACAGCAUUUCGUGCGUCGUGGUGGGAGCCAUGCCCACUAUCCCUGUCAUCAUCGUCGGACGCCUUGUGGCGGGCCUCCUGUCUUCUGUCCCGACGGUGAUUGCUGUGGGUAGCAUUGAAGAUAUGUGGGAUACGCAAGCGAGAGUGUGGUGGGUGUUCACCUGGGCAUUGGUUGCCAACAUAGGUAUUCUAUUAGGACCGGCGUUCGGCGGUUUGAUCAUUGAAUCCCUCCACUGGAGAUGGAUCUUCUUCACGUCGGCCAUUGUCACUGGAGUUGCAGCAGUGCUUUUGUGCUUAAUCAAAGAGUCGCGACCAUCAGUUGCCUUGGCCAAGAUCGAGGCUUCCGAAACUGGCGUCCGGCCCAAUAUGCGGGAAAAGCUCGACCUUGUUCGCCCUCUUCGACUCUUCUUUACUGAACCGAUCGUGUUCAUGGUUGCGAUCCUAAGCGCAAUCGCCUUUGGACUUAUUUACCUCUUCACGGAGGUUCUGCCAAUGGUCUACCUUCAGCUCGACUUCCAACAUGGCUGGAAAAACAUUCCCUUUCUAGGACUUGGUAUCGGCAUGGUCUUGAGUGUUUUCACAAGGGUUUACGACUCCCGUUUACUCGCCAAGAAGACUGCAGCCUGUCUUCCGAUCACACCGGAAUCAAAAUGCAUCGGCUUUGUCAUUGGGGCACCUUUACUGGCUGGAGGUCUCUGGCUGUUUGCGUGGACGAUCCCGCCACAGGUUGUGUCCGUCCAUUGGAUCUUUCCAACGCUGGCUCUUGUUCCAAUUGGCUACGCUGUCAAUGAAUUCGACCACGUCUUAGCCGGUUACCUCACCGACUGCUACGAGACUUACGCAGCUAGCGGGUUCGCGGCUCUAGCACUUACACGGUCCCUAUGCUGCGCCACAUUCCCACUGUUUGGUCGGAUCAUGUUUGACUCCCUCGACUUCAACAUAGCAACGACUAUAUUUGCCGGCUUAGCUACUGUGAUCUGCGUGGUCCCUCCAUUAAUGAUCAAGUAUGGAGGAUGGCUGCGGAGGAGGAGUCCGUUGGCAGCCAAGUAA